UGGCUUCAUGAGCACAGCUUACAUUGUUCUCUUAAUCAUGCUCGUUGUAGCUAUAGUACCGACUGCGUUUUUUGAUUGGGCUGUGGGCGAUAAGAAGGAGUACGUGAAAGGUGCUGACAACUGAACUCCUGCAAUCUGCUUUUUCCACUUGAAAUGCGCCAUGCAUCUUUACCGAAAGCUGGAAACUCGAACGCACACACCAUAUACUCAGACGCCCGCCUUUGUGGAAAUGCUCAUAUCACAAGGUUCCAUCCUCGUCGGGUUUCUAGCAAGGACAUUCAGGCUUUCGACGCGCCUAUCUGAACGAUUGCACCGUAACCUUCUUAUACCUUUGGCUACUGCUCUUCUUCAACACCUGCAUACACUUGGAGUCUUAUUGGACCCUGAAAGAAACGCAACCAUCAGGGCAUCAGCUAGACUAGACUUUAGCUCGGCGCGUUACGGAUUAGUUCUGAGGCCCGUAUUGGCAGUAGCAGUACUGGUCCGCACGCAAGCUGACUUGUCCAACUCUAUGCUGGGAGAAGUAAGCCGCCUAAUACAUCUUCCUUCUGAACAUUUAACCAACCUUGAUGAUGUGAGUAGGCAUUUUGGCUCUGGGUCAUCUUGCUCUGUGUACUUCGAAACUUGCGAGCGUCACCCUUUACGAGGGGAUGAAUGGAUGGGAAUUUGGGGACGGUUCUCAGGAUACCCGAUGGCAGUUUGGUCAAGUAUUCACAUGCGCACAACAAUCAUCGUCACUCGGACGAAGCUUCAAAUUUGAUGCCAACGUCAUCGUUAGCAGCGAGAGAGACUGGUAGGGAGAGAUGGCAACCAGACGCGGGCAUCAUUGGCGACGAGGGCGGCACGGAUCGAGCUGGCCAUCAACCCCGCAUACAUAUAGCGUCUGCUGUCGCAGGAGGCAAGUUUUCUGGGGUU
Molecule: messenger RNA, 915 nt
Organism: Colletotrichum godetiae
Lineage: Eukaryota; Fungi; Ascomycota; Sordariomycetes; Glomerellales; Glomerellaceae
Exons: 2
Coding region: 161-760 (199 amino acids)
Source: RefSeq, a predicted model, not a curated record